Messenger RNA from Sinocyclocheilus grahami, 507 nucleotides. RefSeq names its product coiled-coil domain-containing protein 107-like. Lineage: Eukaryota; Metazoa; Chordata; Actinopteri; Cypriniformes; Cyprinidae. The transcript has 6 exons. The record is from RefSeq and is a predicted model, not a curated record. The coding region runs from base 1 to 507 and encodes 168 amino acids.
AUGGACCUUGAGAUGGGAUUCGAACUCGGCACUAACCGCGAGAUAAAGUCUGCAAGCGAUUCUGAAGCUCAAAAAGCCAAAACCGCUCGAGGAGUGAAGAAAUCGGAGGAGACAGAGAAUCAGCUGAAUGAGCUGGAGCAGAGACUGGCUCAGACCGAGAAGAUGCUCAACACCAUCCUGACACAGCUGGACCCGCUUACCAACUGUGUGAAGUCUGUUGCCAUGGAGCAGAAGAGCGAGAUCAUGUCGCAGCUGCAGUGCAUUCGGCAGCUAAUGAAGAAGAGAGGCAUGGAGUGUCCAAACAUCAGGAUAGAAGAGCCGACAUGUGAGCGCAACCUAGACAAACUCAUUGAGACUUUGGCCGCAGUCGAGACGCUUCCAGAAACUCAGAUGGAAUCACAAACACCCACUGAAACGCAGCCACAUGAUCACCGAGAGCUCAGGCCUGAGUCUGAGGGAGAGGAGGAGGAGGAGGGGGGUCACACUUUGAUUGACGACAAUAACUAA